AUGUUCGCUGGCAAAAAAGCCGAGAUGACACAGGAGAUGGAGUGCAUCACAGAGGGUUACAGAAAGCAGCAAGGGGACGCAGAGCUGCACUGGCAAAGACUUCCGGGAGCCAGGUCAGGUUGCCUGCUAGGAAGCCAUGCUUGGAUGUUGAUAGCCAUGUUCCACCUCGCCAUGGACCUCGCCAGCUGUGAGCCCGUCGGGGUCCGGCUCUCGCCGCGGCCGGCACACCGGCACAGACUGCCCCGCGGCGCACUGUGGGGCAUGGGCGGCGGCGAGGAGCCGCGGCGCCCCGUCCCCCCCUGGCCCUGCACCCCCCGCUCCCGCCGGCCGCCCCCCGUCCCCCUUCCCCGCGCCAGGAGGCAGCUGCGGGGCCGCGGCUUCGCCCCCCGGGACGGGCGGCCCACAGCGCUGCCCGAGGUCAUCGUCUGGGGCCCCACGGGCGAGGAGGACUCCCUGGAGAGCAGCACGCUGCCCGGCGCCUUCACCACUACCGCCGCCACCACCACCGCCGCCACCACCACCACCACUGCUGCCACCACCGCUGCCGCCGCCACCACCGCCGCCGCCGCGCCGCCCCCCAGCAGCCCGGCUCCCACACCCGGCGGCGAGGCGCCCCGUGGCAGCCCCAGCCGCCCCAGCACCGCCGAGCCGGCCGCCGGCCAUAGCAGUGGUGGCAAGGACGCCCGCCCACCCCGCGGCCUGGGAGACACCUCAGGUCUGGCGGUCCAUCAGAUAAUCACUAUUACAGUGUCCCUCAUCAUGGUCAUAGCUGCUCUGAUAACAACUCUUGUCUUAAAAAACUGCUGCGCGCAGAGCGGGACCACGCGGCGCAACAGCCACCAACGCAAAAUCAAUCAGCAGGAGGAGAGCUGCCAGAACCUGACCGACUUCACCCCCGCCCGCGUGCCCAGCAGCCUGGACAUAUUCACAGCCUACAACGAAACGCUGCAGUGCUCCCACGAGUGUGUCAGGACGCCAGUGCCCAUGUACACGGAGGAGGCAUUACACUCACCCGGAGAUUACAAAGCGACGUACAAUGGAAACAGACCCUCGUCUUCUGAUCGGCAUCUUAUUCCUGUGGCCUUUGUGUCUGAGAAAUGGUUUGAAAUCUCCUGCUGACUGGCCGAAGCCUGUUUUACUUCCCGGGGCAGGGCAGACGCCGUGUGGCUGUUUCCUGGAUUCCAUUGGUGAACCUGUAAAAAAAAAAUUAAAAA
This is a messenger RNA of Cygnus atratus (black swan), 1214 nucleotides long. It is a transcript of the gene AJAP1, whose product is annotated as adherens junctions associated protein 1. The transcript is spliced from 8 exons. Bases 1 to 1119 code for a protein of 372 amino acids. Gene Ontology annotation, molecular function: beta-catenin binding. The record is from RefSeq and is a predicted model, not a curated record. Gene Ontology annotation, cellular component: plasma membrane; cell-cell contact zone; adherens junction. Lineage: Eukaryota; Metazoa; Chordata; Aves; Anseriformes; Anatidae.